UGUGCAUUUUAAACUGGGCUUGAGGAGCGCGGAGGGAGAAAUGUGCUCCUGAAGCAGAGAAGCAGAUAAACCCGGAGGGGCUCAGGGUCUCCAUGAAUCCACUCCCCAAGAAAGAAAACAGAGAAACCAUGAGCCACGAUGCGUGGAGGAUCCCUGUGGCUGAAUCUGGUGAAGCUGAUGCUGAAUCUCACAUGCAGAACUAACAACUAGAAGAAAAGAUGGAUGACUCUCUUCAGAAGAGUCUGAGUGUUCUGGACCGCCUCCUCCUCACACACUCCAUCUGGCUUCAGCUAUCAAUCAAUCCUGACUCCGCCCUCUGCAUUCUGCAGAGAGAAAUAGUUGGGACUUUUUUGGUAUGUAAGUGUGCAUCUACUCAAAGAAAGGUGUUGUGUGUGAGAGUCCAGGAGAGCAGCGUGAGUGUCACACAGUACCCCAUCCGUGAGGAGGACUCCACAUUCUCUUUAGAGAGUUCAGCCUUGAGCUUUCCUGACCUGUGCAGAUUAGUGGCCUUUUACUGCAUUAGCAGGGAUGUGUUGCCCUUCCCACUGGAGCUUCCUGAAGCUAUCGCUCAAGCCACCAACCACACACAGCUAGAGACCAUCUCACACCUCGGGUUGGACUUUUGGAGUUCUCAGACCUCCCCUGGUCCUCCUAAUGGCCCCCCUGCAGUGUCCGUGCGUCGGACAUCCAGAGCAGGAUCUCCAUGCUUCAUCAACCCCCUCUUCCUGCAGCCCCCCCAACCCAGCCGAGGGGCCUCACACAAGCGGCACAGGUUCAAACGCAGCCUGCGAGUGCGCGUCUCUACUGAGUCCUCAUUCUGUCUGUCUUCUGCGGAACCGGAGUGGAGUGACUCGGACAGACUGAGGGCCAAUCAGGGGGGCUCGCGGAGGGCAGGGGGACUGAGUGUGCUCAGACGAACCCCUGCUCUGGUUCCCACCUCCGAGGAAGAGGAUGAGCACAUGCUGGGAGAAAUGCCUCCAGACACAUCGACACCGCAACAAGAAGAGAUGCAAGAGAUGGUCCAGGAAGAGGGUGUCUGCUUAGCAUUGGAGCGGCGUCGUGCUCCUUCCUUGGCUGAGCUGGACAGCAGCAGCUCCUUCAGCAGCUUGGAGGAGGAGGACUCUCAGCUGGAUGCCAGCAUCCAGUGGCCUCCUGCAGCACGGGGCUCACGUUUCCCCGUGGCUAACCCAGCCUCCACCCUGCGCCGCAUGAGCGCUGCCUUUGUGUGUGUUUUCGCCCCAGAGCGGCGAGUGGCCCGGCUGGUGGAUGAGCUGUCCCGGGACAGGAGAUCUGUCUUCGGCUCCUUGGUCCAGGAGUUCCUUGAGAAGCAGAAGGAGGAGAUGAAAGCCCCAGGCUGGAGCUCCGCCAUGCAGCUACUGCAAGGAAUCAGGAGGUUCCUCUCACAGGCCAAGAGCCUUCUGCUGGAGGCUGGAGAACUGGAACCCCCUAUUGAAACACUUGUACCUGAGAAUGAGAAAGACCUGGCCCUGGAGAAAGCUCUCUUUGGCUGUGUUCUGAAACCACUGAAGCUCCAGCUGGGCCAGACACUGCUCUGCCUCCACACCCAAGACGGCUCUCUCCAGAGAUUCGCCAACAGCCUGCAGGCGUGCCAGCAGGGGACGCUAGAGCGCCUGGGUGUGCGUGCUGGAGUCCUGGAUGCUCAAGGCAUUGAAAGAGCGAAGAAGAAGCUAACUCUAAUGCAGCGGAGCCACUCGCCCAUAGACAAAGUGUUGCUGCUGCUGCAGGUGUGCAAGAGUGUGUACAAGGCCAUGGGAACACAACCUGGUCAGGACUACAGCUCGGAGGAGUUCCUGCCCGUGCUGUCCUAUGUGGUAGUCCAGUGUAACAUCCCUCAACUGCUGUUGGAGACGGAGUACAUGAUGGAGCUGCUGGAGCCAUCAUGGCUGACAGGGGAAGGAGGGUACUACUUGACGAGUGUCUACGCCAGCGUGUGCCUAAUCCAGAGCCAGCCUGGGACCCCAUCCACCAGUGGCUUAACCAACGAAGCCAGAGAGAGUCUGAGAGAGUGGAGCAGAAGAAGGGGCCAAGAGGCCAAGAUCCAAAGAGAAAGCCAACAAAACCAGAGGUUUGUGCGGGUUCUGUUCCAGAACACAGAGCAGAGUGCAGCGCGGACCCUGCACUGGAAGGCCGGUGAGAGUGUGGAGAUGUUAACCCAGACCUGCGCUGGAGCGUUCGGAGUGAGUGACCCUCAGCACUACUGUCUGUUCUGGAGGAACGGAGGGGAGAUGCAGCCUCUUCCUCUACACACACAGCCCCACGAGCUGGGCACGCACGCAGAGGGAGCGGCCACCCUGUCCUACCUCCGCAAGGACCACGACUUCAGCAAGAUGCGCAGGCUGACCAGAGGAGGCGCAGUGGACAUCGAGGAGUCCGUGUGCGAAGAGUGAAGAUGAAGAGAUGAGAGGACUUUGAUUUGUUUCAGUUUCAGCUUCGCGAGAUCCUCUUCACUGGCCCUGAACUCCACUAAGGUUUAGUAUGAAGGCCUGUGGACUGUGCCUGUAUGUGUGUGCGUAUGUGUGGGUGACUGUUUACUUCAGAUGUUGCAAAAAUGCUCAGUUUUGCGUGUCGGUCUGCCACUGAAGACACAGAAAAGCUCACUUUCAGGCUACAAAGCUAGCUGGAAUGGAGAAAGAUCCUUGGCAAUAAUGCUUAAAGCAAUAUUUGCCAGUAAAGGAAUCAGGAACCAUCGUUCUUUUUUUAAACUCUUGCUGCACAGAAUCUAAAUAUCUGUGGUUCUAGUUGUCAGUGUCAUUAGUAUGGUUGCCAAGGGUCUUUGCCUGCCGAACUUCAAUACCAAAGUGUUGAACAUGAUGUCUUUAUACAGCAUCUUUUUUAAACAGGUGGGUGAAAAAAAAUCUAUAAUAAAUCUCUAUAUAUAUAUUUAUUAUGUACAUUUACACGUAUGCAUCUGAGAUGCCCCAAGUGUCAGUAUGUGAUAGAGUCCGUAAGAAGCAAGACUCUUUCAGCUGUAUUGUAGUGCUUUAACAUGAGGAGAAAACAGAAGAUCAUUUCUGGUCUUGUAACAGCACAUCAUUUUUUUCAGUAUUUCAAGGUUGUCUCUGGUAUCUUUUUAAACCGUAAAACUUGAAAAACUGUACUUUGCUUAAUUUAGAGCUACUUUAUUUUGCUCAGUAUUGACUGAAUGAGCUAAGGUCUUUGAGUUGUAUUAAUAAUGUCUAAGCUGAAAUUUUGUUGGUUUCUCAUCUCGGUGAAUUCUCUAGACAUUCCAUGUAAAUGGACGUCAUGAAGAAGUUCCGGCUGGACAGAGGAGCAGUGUCCAGCCUGUGUUUCGUACCGUGUUGCAUUCGCUGAAUGUGCUGUAAUGGUAACACCCUAUGGUGGUUUAAGUGAUCGCAAAAACACUGAUUGACUGGUUUUACAUUGAGUUAACUGACCGUUUCGUCAUUUCCUGUUGUGUUUGAUCCAUAAAGACACUUAAUAUUGUAACACUUUAUUGCUAUCAUGUAUGGUUUUUAAACUCUGUGUGAGUAAAUGAGUACGAAUUCAAUUCCAGUGAGGAACAAUUUGCCAGUCAGUGCAAAUGGACUUUAUAUUUGGAAUGAUGUCGUCAAAAUAUUUGAUUUCUGCAUGCAGUCAGUUGUGAUGAUGAGUUGUCACUGAUGUCAAAUGUGCAUGUUUGGACUGCUAAAGCAAGAAUCUAAUUUUUUUUUCUUCCUGAAUGCACUGAUACGACUGUGCUGUAUUUUUGUUCAGUAACAAACUGCAUUAAAUCUUUGUGGAUGCUCUGAGUGAAAA
Colossoma macropomum (tambaqui) is the source of this 3777-nucleotide messenger RNA. Its product is annotated as ras and Rab interactor 3. Gene Ontology annotation, biological process: vesicle-mediated transport. Gene Ontology annotation, cellular component: cytosol; endocytic vesicle. The coding region runs from base 219 to 2408 and encodes 729 amino acids. Gene Ontology annotation, molecular function: guanyl-nucleotide exchange factor activity; small GTPase binding. The transcript is spliced from 11 exons. Lineage: Eukaryota; Metazoa; Chordata; Actinopteri; Characiformes; Serrasalmidae. The record is from RefSeq and is a predicted model, not a curated record.